This is a messenger RNA of Setaria italica (foxtail millet), 1889 nucleotides long. RefSeq names its product cytochrome P450 CYP72A219. The transcript is spliced from 4 exons. Gene Ontology annotation, molecular function: heme binding; monooxygenase activity; oxidoreductase activity, acting on paired donors, with incorporation or reduction of molecular oxygen. The record is from RefSeq and is a predicted model, not a curated record. NCBI's taxonomy places the organism in Eukaryota, Viridiplantae, Streptophyta, Magnoliopsida, Poales, Poaceae. Bases 90 to 1676 code for a protein of 528 amino acids.
UCAUACCCAUCUCAAGUCAAGUCCACUCGCACCAUCAUUUUAGCUUACAAACUCUGUCUUCGCUCAGCCCACUGGUCGUCAACAAAGCAAUGGUUCUUGGAGCGCCGCUUGCCGCUGCGGCUUCGGUGCCGUGGAGCAUCCUGCUCGGAGGUCUCCUGGCCCUGGUGCUCCUGUGGAAGGUCGGCGGGCUGCUGCACCAGAUGUGGUGGCGGCCUCGGCGGCUCGAGCGGGCGCUGCGUGCUCAGGGCAUCCGCGGCACGUCCUACCGCUUCCUCACCGGCGACCUCAAGGAGUACGGCCGGCUGGCCAAGGAGGCCUGGUCGAAGCCUUUGCCGCUGCGGUGCCAUGAUAUCGCACACCGCGUCACGCCGUUCGUCCACAACAUUGUCCAGGAGCACGGCAAGAUGAGCAUGUCCUGGUUCGGCCCCAACCCCAAGGUGACCAUCGUCGAUCCUGAGCUAAGCAAGGACGUGUUGUCCAACAAGUUCGGCCACUUCGAGAAGCUCAAGUUCCCGGCGCUGUCCAAGAUGCUGGGCGACGGCGUGGCGAGCCAUGAGGGUGAGAAAUGGGUCAAGCACAGGAGGAUCCUCAAUCCUGCAUUCCAUCUUGAGAAGCUCAAGCGCAUGUUGCCAGCGUUUUCUGCGUGCUGCGAAGAGCUGGUCAGUAGAUGGUCCGAAUCCCUCGGCUCCGACGCUUUGUUGGAGCUGGACGUUUGGCCUGAGCUGCAGAACCUCACUGGAGACGUCAUUUCUCGCACCGCAUUCAGCAGCAGCUACCAUGAAGGUAGAAGGAUUUUCCAGCUACAAGCCGAGCAAGCUGAGCUUGUCAUGACUAACAUUCGGAAGAUUAUGAUUCCUGGUUACAUGUCCUUGCCUACCAGAAACAACAGAAAGAUGAGAAAAAACAACAAAGAGGUCGAAUCAAUUCUGCGAGAUAUAAUUGGGAAAAGGAUUCAAGCAAUGAAACAAGGCAAAAGCACCGAAGAUGAUUUAUUGGGCCUAUUGUUGGAGUCAAACAUGAGAGAAACAGAAGAGAAUGGUCAAUCAAGCAAGGGGAUGACAAUUGAAGAAGUUAUCGAGGAGUGCAAGGUAUUCUAUUUUGCAGGAAUGGAGACCACAUCUGUGCUGCUCACGUGGACAAUGGUUGUAUUAAGCAUGCACCCAGAGUGGCAGGACCGUGCAAGGGAGGAGGUGCUAGGUUUGUUCGGCAAAAACAAGCCUGACUAUGAAGGCCUGAGCCGCCUCAAAACCGUGACCAUGAUCCUUUAUGAGGUUCUCCGGUUGUACCCGCCAGCCAUUUCUUUCGUCCGGAAAACAUACAAGGAGAUGGAGAUUGGAGGCAUUACAUACCCUGCAGGUGUGAUCUUGGAGCUGCCCGUGCUCUUCAUCCACCAUGACCCAGAUAUUUGGGGAAGGGAUGUGCACGAGUUCAGGCCAGACAGAUUUUCUGAGGGGAUCUCCAAGGCAUCCAAGGACCCAGGCGCAUUCCUCCCGUUUGGUUGGGGACCACGCAUAUGCAUUGGUCAGAACUUCGCCUUGCUAGAGGCCAAGCUGGCGUUGUGCAUGAUCCUUCAGCGAUUUGAAUUCGAGCUCGCACCAUCAUAUACUCACGCGCCACAUACCGUGAUAACACUGCAUCCUAUGCAUGGUGCCCAAAUGAAGCUCAGAGCAAUAUGAUCACAUCAUGAUGUUCAUCUUCAAUAAAAUCAAAUUGGCCCUUUCCGUGUUAAAAUGUAUAAUAUCUUUUCAAUGGGAUUUUGUGCUUUUAUGUAUGCUGUGUGCUUUAAAAGUUUAUUAUAUUUCUUUACUCACUAAACACAUGGAUUAUGUAUCUUUUUUGUAAGGCAUUAUUGGAUUGUACAUUGGUGUAGCAAAAUGUGUUCACUAUCA